Botrytis porri is the source of this 831-nucleotide messenger RNA. RefSeq lists its product as uncharacterized. The record is from RefSeq and is a predicted model, not a curated record. The coding region runs from base 190 to 831 and encodes 213 amino acids. NCBI's taxonomy places the organism in Eukaryota, Fungi, Ascomycota, Leotiomycetes, Helotiales, Sclerotiniaceae. The transcript has 2 exons.
CUCACCCCUCAUUUAUGUCUUUUAUAGCACAAUCUCAUGUUCUAGCUAUUGUUCUUACUUUCCUAUGUAAUAUGUUUCUCAGCAUAGAAACAGACCCGGCAUUUUCUAUCAUUCGUGAUUCUUUUCAUCCUACAAAUUAGGUUGAGUAUUAACUCAUAAAUCAUUUAAACCUCAUAACAAAUCAUCAACAUGACAUCUCUCAAACCUCGCACCAUCAUAAUCAUCGGCGCCGGCCCCCUCAUGUCCCGCAGUCUCUCUCUCUACCUCGCUUCUCACAACUGGCAAAUCAUUCUCAUCUCUCGCAAUCACUCCUCUCUCCUUUCUCUCGCCUCAGAAAUCAAUGAUCUCAACCCCAAAGCACCUCAAGUCCUCGUCCACCCAGGCGAUGCCAGUAUCCCAUCUUCUCUCCACAAAGCUCUAGAUUGGGCUGCCGAACAAGUAGGUGGAAAAGUAGAUGUCCUUUGCUAUAAUGCUGCACACGUGGCUCCGAGUCCUAUUCUGGAAUUGAAACCGGAAGUUUUAACACAAGAUUUUAAUAUUACGGCCAUGGGAACUUUGGUUGCUGGCCAAUGUCUUGUUAAAAUGUUCGAACAAGUUAUGGUACCAAAGGGGAUUCUAGUUGGUGCACCAAUUGUUGGAGGCGAAGUAGUGAAGGAGGGGAAAAUGUCUCCAGAUCGUAUUGUGGAUGGGGUUUUUAGACCUUUUCUUGAGGAGAGAGAACGAUAUAAAGGAAAUGAGGGAAAGUGGGUGUUGGAGAGAAGUUGGUUGCCAGAGGGGGGGUAUGGAAGUACGAAGACUGGUGGGACUUCUGGGGAUGGGAGUGGGAAGUAG